GGCUGUAACCUGGUUUGGCUAAACGACAGCCAACUUUACUUAAAUUACCCAAUUAUGGAAUCGCUACUCAUCCAAGACGAAGAAGAGAGAAGAAAAAGAAGAAGAGAUCAUUAUAUGAUGAUGCCCACCAAUUGACCACUCGAUCUCCCUGAUCAGGGUCCCAAUUUCCCGGCCACAAUUUACAAUGACCCACCACCACCGACCUUUGGAAGGAGGAAACAGUAUCGAUUGCCGGAGACCCUCACCUUCACCCAACAAAUCUCCCACUUUCUAUCGAUUGAUGGAGUCCUCCGUCAUCCAUGACAAGAGAAUGAGAAUUCCAGGGAAGUUUGGGAAGAAGUUCGGUAUUGAACUUACUCCAUUCGGUACUCUCAUCGUACCGAAUGGCUGUGUUUGGAAAGUGUCAUUAGAGAAACUUGAAGAAGAUAAGCUAUGGUUUACAAAUGGAUGGCAUGAAUUUGUACAACACCAGUCUAUUGGUGCUGGAAACCUUUUAGUAUUUGCAUACAUGGGGAAUACAAGUUUUAGGGUUAACAUAUACAAUUUAGCUACUGCAGAAGUGAAAUAUCAAUGUCAUACACUGCAUAAUUCUGUUGAUCGUAGUAAAGAUCGAUAUAAAGUAGGGUUUGAGGAUGAUGACGAAGGUAUUGAUAUGUUGAAAUCGUAUUCGACUUCUGAAUCAUCCUUGCAAGACAAGUUUUAUGGUGGAAAUUUGAUUUAUCGUACUCCUUUGAUGAUGGGGCAUGUAGUUAAAUCCCAGUUUGAGCAUUCUUAUGAUCGGGCAGAGUCUUCUAAUGGAUAUGGUUCUCUGAUUGAUCAUCAUCAUAAGCAAGAAACUGAUUUAGCCAUUGUUAAGGAAGUGGAUGUUCGACAACCAGUUGGUCGAACUAGGGAAGUUGGCAUUCAAUGUGUAUAUGUUGAGCCUGUGCUGUCUUUGAAGCAAAAUCUCGAGAGAAACAGAAAAAGAAUGCGAAAAGAUGGACCUUGUGAACCGAGAACUACUCCAUCUGCUAAUAAUCAUGACUCGAAAAUUCAAACCAUUGCUGGUACUGAAACAAGCUUUAGAAGCGUUGUAAGGAAGUCUAGAGAUGUAACACCAGAAGAAAAGGAAAGAGUUACAAAUAUAUCCAAAGCAUUUCACUCGGAGUACCCUUUUUGUCGGGUUGUUUUACGACGAUCAUACGUUUACAAGGGUAUCGGCUUGCAUAUGCCAUCAUCCUUUGCAGAUAAAUACCUAAAUGGGGUAACAGGAUUUCUUGUACUUCAAUCCCGGAAUGGUAAAAAAUGGUCAGUUCGGUGUUUGUGGAGAGAUGGUUCGGCUAAGUUAAGCAAGGGAUGGCCCGAAUUCGUGUGGGAUAAUAAAUUGGAAGAGGGAGAUGUCUGCAUCUUCGAACUAAUCGAUGUGAAAGAUAUGGUUCUCAGAGUAACCAUAUUUCACGUUCACGAUGAUGAGGGGCAAUUUAGUCGAUUUCCGGGGAAUUUCGUAUUUCAAUCUGCCCAAACAAGUCAAAUCUCGAUUUCUUAUGACCUUAAUGGCUGAAGAAAUUGCAGGUAUUGAAAAAGACAUAUUUAAUAUGCAUUAUAUUUCUAUGUAUUACUAGUUAAGAAGGAAAUUAUGCUAGGUUUCAGGGACCUUUUAGUCAUCCAUGUGGAAACUUGAAUAAGAUUUGCUUGUUUCCAUUUAGGGGUCACAAAACUUGAUUAUAACUAUCGGGUUAGGUUCGAGAAGCAGUCUACUUGAUCAUCGAUGUUAAAUUAGUGGUCUUUGCUUAAAUAAAACUAUAGUCUUGAUAAUGAAUAUACAUGGUUGCCUACUAUCUAAUUUUGUUUAUGUAUAUAUGUUCGA
Messenger RNA from Impatiens glandulifera, 1846 nucleotides. Its product is annotated as B3 domain-containing transcription factor VRN1-like. The transcript is spliced from 4 exons. Gene Ontology annotation, molecular function: DNA binding. The record is from RefSeq and is a predicted model, not a curated record. Lineage: Eukaryota; Viridiplantae; Streptophyta; Magnoliopsida; Ericales; Balsaminaceae. Bases 185 to 1540 code for a protein of 451 amino acids.